AUGAGAUUAUCUCCUGGAUCAAGAAAGAAAAAAAAAACUUUCAUCUUAAAGAUUGAUUUUGAGAAAGAUUAUGACAAUGUUAAUUGGAAUUUUGUGGUAAACAUAAUGAGGCAAAUGGGGUUCCCAGACUUGUGGUGUAGGUGGAUCUUAGGAGUUUUAGGUUCGGCGAGGUCUUCGAUCUUAGUCAAUGGCGCCCCUACCUUCGAAUUUCAAUGUGGUAAAGGUAUGAGACAAGGUGACCCACUUUCCCCUUUUCUAUUUCUAAUUGUUGUGGAAGCUUUUUCUUGUUUGUUGGUUAAAGCUGUUACUGGGGGUAUGCUGCAAGGAAUUCAAAUGCCUAACGGUGGCCCGUUGAUUUCUCAUCUUUUGUAUGCGGAUGAUGCCAUUAUCCUUGGAGAAUGGUCAGAUGCUAAUAUUUUAAACGUGGUACGAAUUCUUCGGGUGUUUUAUAUGUGUUCAGGUUUGAAGAUAAAUCUAUGUAAGUCAAAACUUUAUGGUCUUGGAAUGGAUAUGGAUGAAGUGAAGAAUAAGGCUAUGGUGGUUGGGUGGUGGUUGGGUUUAAGGGAGAGAGCACUCCUUUUAAGUAUCUUGGUUUGA
Helianthus annuus (common sunflower) is the source of this 597-nucleotide messenger RNA. RefSeq lists its product as uncharacterized. NCBI's taxonomy places the organism in Eukaryota, Viridiplantae, Streptophyta, Magnoliopsida, Asterales, Asteraceae. The record is from RefSeq and is a predicted model, not a curated record. The transcript has a single exon. The coding region runs from base 1 to 597 and encodes 198 amino acids.